AUGUUUCCAGCCUCCCGUUCCAAGAGAAGAGAAGAGGGAGAUCGGGCUUAUAUAAAGGAACCUUACCUCGCAAGCGAUGUGGUGUCGAUCCCAGUGAGCUGCAAGCAACAAGCCAGCAGUCUUCAAAUACUUGCCAUCAUGAGCCCCUCCUCCACCUCUCUUUCCAAUCUCCUCGGCCUGGGCUACAUUGCUGCCCGUGGUCAGUCCUCUGUUGGCGGAAACCUCCCGCUCCGUGCACGGUACUCGUCGGCAACGACCACAGGCGGGACGACAAUGCACAGCCAGUCUGCACCUCGAUCUGCCGCCGCCGCCGCCAAUACCAUUGCCCAACCAGGCAAAUGGAGGCGUCUGGUCUCGACGCCAAAGGGCCGGGUGUAUCUGGGCCUGGGGCUUGUGCUGCUCGGAGUGCUGGACUGGGAGAUUUACACGUGGUACCGUGGGACACAGGGCAGCGGUCUUAUCGCAAAGGACAUGUGA
This is a messenger RNA of Microdochium trichocladiopsis, 477 nucleotides long. RefSeq lists its product as uncharacterized. The record is from RefSeq and is a predicted model, not a curated record. NCBI's taxonomy places the organism in Eukaryota, Fungi, Ascomycota, Sordariomycetes, Xylariales, Microdochiaceae. The transcript is spliced from 2 exons. Bases 1 to 477 code for a protein of 158 amino acids.